This is a messenger RNA of Rattus norvegicus (Norway rat), 1284 nucleotides long. The record is from RefSeq and is a predicted model, not a curated record. NCBI's taxonomy places the organism in Eukaryota, Metazoa, Chordata, Mammalia, Rodentia, Muridae.
GGUUCCAUACAGGUUGCAGUCUGUGGCAUCCAGUUUUUCACAAAUGACUACUCAGAUGUUGGUCAGAGGUCAAUACAGCAGUAUUAUGGAAUUAAGGAAUGGGUUCUCUGCUUCUGAAAGAAUUACACAACAUACUAUGAAAGAAGCUAGGGUCUCUCAGUGGAAGCCAGAAAACUGCAAGAAAUACCUCUGUGAUCAGUUCACACUGACAUGCUUCAUUCCAACAAGACACAGUUCCACCCUUCCUCCUUCCUCCUGAUAGGGAUCCCAGGGCUGGAAGAUUUGCACCUUUGGAUCGGCUUUCCCUUCUUUGCAGCGUAUCUGAUAGCCGUCUUGGGGAACACCAUCAUCUUAUUUGUGAUCCAAACUGAACACAGCCUCCACCAACCUAUGUUCUACUUUCUGGCCAUGUUGGCAUGCACCGAUUUGGGUUUAUCCACAGCCACCAUCCCCAAGAUGCUGGGCAUUUUCUGGUUCAAUCUCGGGGAGAUUACAUUUGGAGCCUGCAUCACUCAGAUGUAUACCAUCCACCUAUGCACCGGCCUGGAAUCUGUGGUGCUGACAGUUAUGGCCAUAGAUCGUUAUGUUGCUAUAUGUAACCCACUGAGGUACAGCAUGAUCCUCACCAACAAGGUGAUAGCUAUUCUGGGUGUACUCAUCAUAGUCAGAACUUUGGUAUUUGUGACUCCGUUUAUAUUUCUCAUCUUUAGGUUGCCUUUCUGUGGUGUCCGAAUUGUCCCACAUACCUACUGUGAACACAUGGGUUUGGCAAAGCUAGCUUGUGCUAAUAUCAGGGUCAAUGUUAUCUAUGGAUUGGUUGCUUUCUCAGUGGGAUACAUUGAUCUAUCUGUGAUUGGAUUUUCCUACAUCCGGAUUCUCCAAGCAGUCUUCCGCCUUCCAUCCUGGGAUGCUCGGCUUAAGGCACUUAGCACAUGUGGCUCCCAUGUGAGUGUCAUGUUGGCCUUUUACCUGCCAGCUCUCUUCUCAUUCAUGACACACCGCUUUGGCCACAACAUCCCUCACUAUAUCCACAUACUUCUAGCCAAUCUGUAUGUGGUCGUUCCUCCUGCCCUGAACCCUGUUAUCUAUGGAGUCAGGACUAAACAGAUAAGGGAGAGAGUAGUAAGAAUGCUUAACCCUAAGAUGCACUGAAAUUUAGUUCCAAGAUCUUCCAUAACAGUCCAAUAAGAAAAUAAUGAUGUCUAGUCAGAUGUAAACAUUAGAAACACAUUCUGUUAAAUUUCCAUGAGAGAGCACGUGAACAAUAAACUCUGAAAAACCAAA